Rotaria socialis is the source of this 423-nucleotide messenger RNA. The record is from the annotation of a GenBank genome assembly. NCBI's taxonomy places the organism in Eukaryota, Metazoa, Rotifera, Eurotatoria, Philodinida, Philodinidae.
AUGCUGCCAACAGCUCCACCACUACCCAAUUAUCUGUUGAAUUCCUACUCUGUAAAUACUCAAGUACAACCUUGUCGACUUUAUAAAAAAGAUGAUCCUGAAUAUGGUCGACCACCAAAAGGUAGUCGUACAGAACAACGAGGUCUAGCUGCUCAAGCUCAUAUUCAACAAGAAGUUAAAUAUUUAUGCGAAACCAUAAAAAACUUGGGACAAAAAACAGAUGACUCAUCGACAACAUCGAAGUAUGAAAUCACAUUUAAACAACUCUUCGAUUUCUAUGUAAAUAUUUCAAAUAAACUCGUCGGUAUUCUUCUUCGAGCACGAAAACAUGGCUAUAUUCAUUUUCCUGAUGAAUGCGAAAUAUUAUUUCAAGGGAAUCAUGAUCAUGUUAAAAUUACACUUCUUUGUAUGCCAUCAGAUUAG